AAGGGCGCCUCUGGUCACUCAGGAGUUAAAAUGGCAGCGGGACUGGAGGGGGUUGGCGUGGCAAGCAGACAGGGAGGAGGCGACCGGAGUGGGCUGGGGAGGUUGGGAGAGCCGCGCAGCAGCGAGUGAGGAGGGCGAGCGCUAGCGGCCGGGAGGGAGGAGGCGCGGCGGGGGCGCCGGGCGCCGCGGGCCUGCUCGCUGCACUGGGAGACGCGGCGCUCCGGGAGCGCCCAGCCCUGGCCUACAGCCUCCGGCCGCUGCGCGCAGGGGUGGAGACGCGGCGAUUCUGCCGUCGCCCUGGCCGGCUGGGCCCCGCGACCACUCCCAGGACAAGUGCACGCCAGGGAAGGCGCCCGGCGAGCUCCGGGGCCUGGGCGGCGGCGGGAGGACGCGGAGUAGCGUCCCCAUCCCUCCGGGCGGCGAGUGACAGACAGCCCCGCGCGGGCUGCUGAUGCACCGUAGAAAUGAGUGAGCAGGCCCAGCCAGGUGCACGAGGAUGAGGAGUCACACCCAGGAGGGCAAGGAGUGAUGCCCACCCACCCUGUGUAGAAUGACUGCCCUGAGAGGGUGGUUCUCCAGGCCCUGGCAGGGCUGCUGACCUUAAAUCUACAAAACAUAAAGAGCAGGACUCAGGACUCUUCCUGUGGAGGGGCCCCUGCCUUCCAGCUCCAUCAUGAGGCUCCUUGUGGUCACCCUCUUGUUAGCUUGGGUGGCUGGUGCCACUGCCGCCGUGCCCGUGGUGCCCUGGCAUGUGUCCUGCCCUCCUCAGUGUGCCUGCCAGAUCCGGCCCUGGUACACACCCCGCUCGUCCUACCGUGAGGCCACUACUGUGGACUGCAAUGACCUGUUCUUGACAGCAGUGCCCCCAGGACUCCCUGCAGGGACGCAGACCCUGCUGCUGCAGAGCAACAGCAUUGUCCGAGUGGACCAGACCGAGCUUUCCUACCUAGCCAACCUCACAGAGCUGGACCUGUCCCAGAACAGCUUCUCGGAUGCCCGAGAUUGUGAUUUCCGGGCCCUGCCCCAGCUGCUGAGCCUGCACCUGGAAGAGAACCAGCUGAGCCGGCUGGAGGACCACAGCUUUGCUGGGCUGGCCAGCUUGCAGGAGCUCUAUCUCAACCACAACCAGCUGUGUCGCAUUGCCCCCAGGGCCUUCUCAGGCCUCAGCAACCUACUUCGACUGCACCUUAACUCCAACCUGCUUAGGACCAUCGACAGCCGCUGGUUUGAGAUGCUGCCCAACUUGGAGAUCCUCAUGAUUGGCGGCAACAAGGUAGAUGCCAUCUUGGACAUGAACUUCCGGCCCCUGGCCAACCUUCGCAGCCUGGUACUGGCAGGUAUGAGCCUGCGGGAGAUUUCUGACUAUGCCCUGGAAGGGUUGCAAAGCCUGGAGAGCCUUUCCUUCUAUGACAACCAGCUGGCCCAGGUGCCCAAGCGGGCCUUGGAGCAGGUGCCUGGGCUCAAGUUCCUAGAUCUGAACAAAAACCCACUGCAGCGGGUAGGACCGGGGGACUUUGCUAACAUGCUGCACCUCAAGGAGCUGGGGCUGAACAACAUGGAGGAGCUGGUCUCCAUUGACAAGUUCGCCUUGGUGAACCUCCCUGAGCUGACCAAGCUGGAUGUCACCAACAACCCACGGCUCUCUUUCAUCCAUCCCCGAGCCUUCCACCACCUGCCCCAGAUGGAAACGCUCAUGCUCAACAAUAAUGCUCUCAGUGCCUUGCACCAGCAGACGGUGGAGUCUCUACCCAACCUGCAGGAGGUAGGGCUUCAUGGCAACCCCAUCCGCUGUGACUGUGUCAUCCGCUGGGCCAAUGCCACGGGCACCCGUGUCCGUUUCAUCGAACCACAGUCUACCCUGUGUGCUGAGCCUCCAGACCUCCAGCACCGCCCAGUCCGAGAAGUACCCUUCCGGGAGAUGACGGACCACUGCCUGCCCCUCAUAUCUCCCCGAAGCUUCCCCUCCCGCCUGCAGGUGGCCAGUGGAGAGAGCAUGGUACUGCACUGCCGAGCACUGGCUGAACCAGAGCCAGAGAUCUACUGGGUCACUCCAGCUGGGGUUCGACUGACGCCUGCCCAUGCAGGCAGGAGGUACCGGGUAUUCCCUGAGGGGACCCUGGAGCUUCGGAGGGUGACAGUGGAAGAGGCAGGGCUAUACACUUGUGUGGCCCAGAACCUGGUGGGGGCUGACACUAAGACAGUGAGUGUGGUGGUUGGCUACACUUCCUUCCAGCCAAGCAGGGACACGGGACAGGGACUGGAGCUCUGGGUACAGGAGACCCACCACUAUCACAUCCUGCUGUCUUGGAUGCCCCCACCCAACAUAGUCUCCACCAACCUCACCUGGUCUAGCGCCUCCUCCCUCCGCAACCAGGGGGCCACUGCUUUGGCUCGCCUGCCCCAGGGUACCCACCACUACAACAUUACCCGCCUCCUUCCGGCCACAAAGUACUGGGCCUGCCUGCAAGUGGCCUUUGCUGAUGCCCACACCCAGUUGGCUUGUGUAUGGGCCAGGACUAAAGAGGCCUUUCCUUGCCACAGAGCCCUGGGGCACCGGCCUGGGCUCAUAGCCAUCCUAGCUCUUGCUGUCCUCCUGCUGGCAGCUGGGCUUGCAGCUCACCUUGGUAGAGGCCGGCCCAAGCAGGGAGUGGGUGGGCGACCUCUUCUUCCAGCCUGGGCUUUCUGGGGCUGGAGUGCCCCUUCUGUCCGGGUGGUGUCUGUACCUCUUGUCUUGCCUUGGAAUCCAGGGAGGAAGUUGUCCAGAUGCUCAGAAGGAGACACAGUGUCACCACCAUUGUCUCAACAUUCCUGAAGCCCAGCCAGGUCUCUACUGAGAAAUAACUAGGACAACUUUCUACUAAAAGGGAAGUGAUCUGGGCCAGAUGCCUGCCAGGAAAGUGGCGUGAAUCCACGUGCUUGAGGCCUGGCAGCUGGACCAAGACAGACAAGGAGGCUCUAUGGCUCCCAGGGGUGCACUCACAGCCUCCAAAAGGCUGCUGAUGCCUUCUGGGGGUUCCCAGCUGCCAUUCUGAGGAAUGCCUCCAAGGAGCAAGACUCUGCCUAGAGCCUCCCACCUCCCAGAGCCUCCUGGCCCCUCCUGGCUGUCCCCUGCCUGUGUUGCCCCUGGCCCACAGGAUAUGCCCUGUUCCUCUAACUCUUUCUUUGUACAGUCUCAGUUGCUUGCUCACCCCACUCCUGGGCAAGGACUGAAGGAGGCCUCCCCUUUCUAUCUUUGGGGCCCCGCCCCAAAGUGGGAGUGUCCCCCAGCUGGGUCUGAAGGACAUUUGGGGGAGAGGGAUGCCCAGCCAAGUCUCAUCUCGCAGACUGGGCUCUGAAGUUGACUUUCUAUAGGCAGUUUUGUACCUUUGUGGAGAAAUGUGUCACCUGCCCCCAACCCAAUUCACUCUUUUCUCCUGUUUUGUAAAAAAUAAAAAAUAAACAAUAACAACAAUGAG
Nannospalax galili (Upper Galilee mountains blind mole rat) is the source of this 3455-nucleotide messenger RNA. RefSeq names its product leucine rich repeat neuronal 2 (gene Lrrn2). Gene Ontology annotation, molecular function: protein binding. Lineage: Eukaryota; Metazoa; Chordata; Mammalia; Rodentia; Spalacidae. The record is from RefSeq and is a predicted model, not a curated record. The coding region runs from base 674 to 2812 and encodes 712 amino acids. The transcript is spliced from 2 exons.